Molecule: messenger RNA, 2495 nt
Organism: Asparagus officinalis (garden asparagus)
Lineage: Eukaryota; Viridiplantae; Streptophyta; Magnoliopsida; Asparagales; Asparagaceae
Product: ABC transporter G family member 14-like
Exons: 6
Coding region: 118-2037 (639 amino acids)
Cellular component (GO): membrane
Molecular function (GO): ABC-type transporter activity; ATP binding; ATP hydrolysis activity
Source: RefSeq, a predicted model, not a curated record
GCUACCUUCUUUGCAAAUCAAACAUCACCUAAAUUAAAAAUAAAUAAAUAAAUAAAUAACCCUCUCUCUCCUUCUCCUACCUCUGCAAAUUAAUUACCAGGCUAUAUCUCAUCAAUCAUGCCGAUUCCUACCCCAGGUACAAGCGAGGAUUCACAGGACCAACCCUCGACGAACGCAUCGGCAAUCCAAUAUGCAGCCUCUCAAGGGCCCGUGGCUGCGUUAUACCCGGUCACCCUCAAGUUUGAGGAAGCAACGUACAAGGUGGGACAGAAGACCAUACUCAGGGGCAUAACCGGAAUGGCCGGCCCGGGGGAGAUGCUGGCGAUGCUCGGGCCCUCCGGCAGCGGCAAAACAACCCUCCUCACCGCCCUCAGCGGCAGACUGAGCGGGAAACUCUCCGGCAGGAUCACCUACAAUGGGCAGAAUUUCAACAGAGCCGUUAAAAGACGGAUGGGCUUCGUCGCUCAGGACGACGUGCUGUACCCGCACCUGACGGUGACGGAGACGCUCGUGUUUACGGCGCUUCUACGACUGCCGAGGACGCUGAGCAGAGCCGAGAAAGUGUUGCAAGUUCAGCAAGUGAUCACGGAGUUAGGACUCGGCCGUGUAGCGCACAGCAUGAUCGGCGGGCAGUUGUUUCGUGGCGUGUCCGGAGGCGAACGGAAACGAGUCAGCAUUGGGCAAGAGAUGUUAGUCAACCCAAGCCUGUUGUUGCUGGACGAGCCAACAUCAGGGCUAGACUCCACAACGGCGCAGAGAAUCGUGACGAUCCUGAAAAGGCUGGCAGAAAAGGGUGGGAGGACGGUGGUGACGACGAUACACCAGCCAUCGAGUAGACUGUACCAUCUGUUCGAUAAGGUGAUUCUUCUGUCGCAGGGGUCGCCAAUAUAUUACGGUCGAGCAUCAGCGGCGCUUGAGUAUUUCGGCUCUGUUGGGUUUGUGGCUCCUGUGAGCGUUAAUCCGGCCGAUCACAUGCUUGAUCUUGCCAACGGGAUUCCGCCAGAUUCAAACCCUGCAACCAUGGACCAGGUUGAUGGCAAGGCAUCAGAAGAGGAGCAGAGAUUGGUAAGAAAAGAGCUCCUCUCUGCAUACGACCGCGUCAUUGCCCCUGCUCUCGAAGCAGAGCUCCGCAGCACCGAGAGCAACAACUACAACGGGUGCAAGAGAGAUUCACCGAGCCACAAAAAAAACUUUGUGGCCGUAGGAGGGAAGAUGGAACGAUGGAAUACGAGCUGGUGGGAGCAGUUCAGGGUGUUGCUAAGUAGGAGUCUUAAGGAGAGGCGAUACGAGGCCUUCAACAAGCUCAGGAUCUUUCAAGUUAUAAGCGUUGCUGUUCUUGGGGGCUUGCUUUGGUGGCAUACAUCUCCAAACAACAUCCAAGACAGGAUUGCCCUCCUCUUCUUCUUCUCGGUCUUUUGGGGCUUCUUCCCCCUCUACAACGCUGUGUUCACCUUCCCCCAAGAACGGCGAAUGCUCAUCAAAGAACAAUCAUCCGCAAUGUACCGCCUAUCGUCCUACUUCCUCGCUCGCACUGCAGGCGACCUCCCCAUGGAGCUCGCCCUCCCAACCGCCUUUGUCAUCAUCAUCUACUGGAUGGGCGGUCUCAAACCUGAUCCGUUAACCUUCAUCCUCUCCCUCAUUGUCGUCCUCUUCAAUGUGCUUGUUUCUCAGAGCCUCGGGCUUGCAAUUGGCGCCAUUCUUAUGGAUGUCAAGCAGGCGACAACUCUUGCGUCGGUAACCACACUUGUCUUUCUUAUUGCUGGUGGAUACUACGUGCAGCAGAUACCUGUGUUCAUAGUUUGGUUGAAGUACCUUAGCUAUAGUUUUUAUUGCUAUAAGUUGCUGUUGGGAGUUCAGUUUGAGGAUGAUGAUGAGUAUGAGUGUUCGAGUGGAGUUAUGUGCAGGGUGGUGGACUAUCCGGCGAUUAAGUCUGUGGGCUUGAAACAUAUGUGGGUGGAUGUGUGCAUAAUGGCACUUAUGCUUAUUGGGUACAGACUCGUUGCUUUUAUGGCUCUCCACCGUCUGAAGCCGAGGUGAAAAACUGAGAGAAACUAGAACCGUCGAUGAGAUGACUGUGACAAAAGAAACAUAUAAUGGAUGUGUAACAUUAAUCAGAAAUAUCUCGGAAAUAAAAUGAACCAAACAAAAGAAACAGAAAUGAGUGGAAUGUUUCAGGUGAAGAAGUUCAGGUUCCAUUGCAAAGCUAUGAGGAGGAGAUUGUUACUGAAGCCUGGAUAGCUAAGAGAUGAUUUUGUUUCCUACGUAUGAAAGAAGGGCUACAAAAAUAAUCAUUCAGAAGAAGACAUUUAGAGAAGUAAGCAUGAAAAAUAUACAAGAAGAAAACGUAACAUGGCACAGUAAAAAUAUUCAGUAUGAGUUUCAUUAAAGGCCCUGAUAAUGCCAGAAAAAAAUGUACAUGCUUUUUGUGCAAUAUGCAAAUAACAGUUUGUUGGGUUUACAUAUAAAAAUAUAAAUGGAACCUGGCACAGUAAAGA